AUGGAUCGGAAUCUUGCGCGCGCCGUGAGGGAGAAGAAACCGGUCCCUGAGAUCGAUUUCUCCCUACACCAGAUGGAGGAUGGUUCUCAAGUGUCCACACUGGAACGAGUCGUUAAAGAGGUCCAAGCGCCGGCCCUGAGCACCCCUCCCGAUGACAUGUUCUGGUCUCCCGACGACCCUUCCAAGCCUAACCUUUCUUACCUGAAGCAGCAUCUGUAUCGCGAAGGUCGUUUGACCGAGGACCAGGCGCUAUGGAUUAUCCACGCGGGUACAGAGAUCCUGCGCUCCGAACCCAACUUGUUGGAAAUGGAUGCCCCAAUCACUGUCUGCGGUGAUGUGCACGGACAAUACUAUGAUUUGAUGAAACUGUUUGAAGUCGGUGGUGACCCGUCAGAGACGAGAUAUCUGUUCUUGGGUGACUACGUUGAUCGCGGUUAUUUCAGUAUCGAGUGUGUACUGUACCUCUGGGCGUUGAAGAUCUGGUAUCCGGAUUCCCUUUGGUUGCUGCGCGGUAACCACGAAUGUCGCCAUUUGACGGACUACUUUACCUUCAAGCUUGAGUGCAAGCACAAGUACAGUGAACGGAUUUACGAGGCCUGUAUCGAAUCCUUCUGCUCUCUGCCGCUGGCGGCGGUUAUGAACAAGCAGUUCCUUUGCAUUCACGGUGGUCUCAGCCCGGAGCUGCACACCCUCGAAGACAUUAAAGCCAUUGAUCGAUUCCGCGAGCCCCCUACUCACGGUCUUAUGUGCGAUAUCCUUUGGGCUGAUCCAUUGGAAGAAUUUGGCCAAGAAAAAACGGGCGAUUUCUUCAUCCACAACAGUGUUCGUGGCUGCUCUUAUUUCUUCUCCUACCCCGCCGCUUGCGCCUUCUUGGAGAAGAAUAACCUGCUUUCUAUUAUCCGUGCACACGAAGCUCAGGAUGCCGGCUACCGCAUGUACAGGAAGACGCGAACUACUGGAUUCCCAAGUGUGAUGACCAUUUUCAGUGCUCCGAACUACCUUGACGUCUACAACAACAAGGCAGCUGUUCUCAAGUACGAAAACAACGUCAUGAACAUUCGUCAGUUUAACUGCACACCUCACCCUUACUGGCUUCCCAACUUCAUGGAUGUUUUCACCUGGUCCUUACCGUUCGUUGGUGAGAAGAUCACGGACAUGCUGAUCGCAAUUCUCAACACCUGCUCAAAGGAGGAAUUGGAAGAAGAUGACACACCCGUUUCAGAGAGUAUCCCCGAGACCAUCUCGGAGUCGGCGGAGUCGGGACCUGUUUCGCCACCCCUGCCAGUGGAUACCGAGUCCAGCGAGUACAGACGACGUGCCAUCAAGAACAAGAUUUUGGCCAUUGGUCGCCUUUCUCGUGUCUUCCAGGUUCUGCGUGAACAAUCUGAGAGUGUUUCGGAGCUCAAGACGGCGGCUGGCGGUCGUCUUCCGGCCGGUACACUCAUGUUGGGUGCUGAAGGUAUUAAGCAGGCCAUUCAUAACUUCGAGGAUGCCCGCAAGGUUGAUUUGCAGAAUGAGCGUCUGCCACCUAGCCAGGAGGAGGUUAUGAAAACUACCGAGGAGAACCGCCGAGCCGCGAUGGAGCGUGCUGAGCAGGAGGCUGCUAACGACAAAGGGCUGGCAACCGUUGCCCGCCGAAUCAGCAUGUCUGCUGGUUCUGGCCGCAACCGUCGCCAACGCGAUAGUCAACCCAAGGAGGCUUAG
This is a messenger RNA of Penicillium malachiteum, 1704 nucleotides long. RefSeq names its product serine/threonine-protein phosphatase 2B catalytic subunit. Bases 1 to 1704 code for a protein of 567 amino acids. Lineage: Eukaryota; Fungi; Ascomycota; Eurotiomycetes; Eurotiales; Aspergillaceae. The transcript is spliced from 5 exons. Gene Ontology annotation, molecular function: calmodulin-dependent protein phosphatase activity; calmodulin binding. Gene Ontology annotation, biological process: fungal-type cell wall organization; calcineurin-mediated signaling. Gene Ontology annotation, cellular component: cytoplasm; calcineurin complex. The record is from RefSeq and is a predicted model, not a curated record.